Botrytis cinerea B05.10 is the source of this 1236-nucleotide messenger RNA. RefSeq lists its product as hypothetical. The transcript is spliced from 3 exons. Lineage: Eukaryota; Fungi; Ascomycota; Leotiomycetes; Helotiales; Sclerotiniaceae. Bases 350 to 715 code for a protein of 121 amino acids. The record is from RefSeq and is a predicted model, not a curated record.
GGGUUCCAACAGUGAAUACUUGAGGCUGGGUCGUUGAUUUUCUUCCCUCUUCUUUUCUUGAUUUCCUUUCUGCACUUUCACAAUACUUUUCUCUGGGCCUCAUCAAUCCAUCACAGCAAAAACUGCUUGUGAUAACUCCAAGACAUAAAGGAUUGUAAUAACAACAGUCGGUAAGCAAACUAUCUCUACUCCUUGUGUGGUAUCGAUACCUUGAAUAGUAUCAAUACUUCGUCUUCUCGAGGAAAUAUUAAGAUUUCUCUGCGCCUCGGUUUUUGAGAGGGGUAGAUGCAUAUCGAUCGCAUAUGUAUAUUGAUCUUCGUCGCUAAUGUGAAAAUAGAUUUCAACCACCAUGAAUCUCGUCACUAUCUACCCCACUCCCGAACACGGCAGUCAAGAUUGGCCGCUAGGUGCUAGCUUGAGCAUGCUGAUACCAUAUGAGAUUUCUGCAUAUGACGAUGAACGGAUGCUGUACAUCCACAUUCAAACCUACCGCGGAACACAAGAAUGGAGGAGGCACGAUGCAUCCGCUUAUGUUCCGCUUCCCAACACUCCUCAAUACACUACUGUUGAUCGCCUUCGACGGGCUGCGAGCUUUUGCCGAGCGGCAAUGAUCUCAAUGAUCUCCCUCCAUAAUGAGCGCGCUGCGGUGAACAACAGCAGAGUACUUGCAUUGCAAGCCCAACAACAGAGUAAUGUGUGUACACUCGGUUUAUAAAAUGAGGUUUAUGAAUGAGGAGAAAUAUAGCAACUUUGCUGAUAAUUUUACUAGGACGAGGACGAGGACGAGGACGACGAUGAUGAAGAAGAAGAAGAAGAAGAAGAAGAACAAGAACAAGAAGAAGAAGGAGUAGGAGGAGGAGAAGGAGAAGAAGAAGACGAAGAAGAUGGAGAAGAUGGAGAAGGUGGAGAAGAAGGAGAAAAGGAUGAUGAUUAUGACGAUGACGAUGAUGUUGCAGGAGAAGCUGAAUAGACAAUCAUCAUUGUUGCUAUCCAUGCAAAGCCUGCAAGAGAUGCUGCGGGAAAGAAUUUCAAUCGCGACUAGGAGAUAGAGUGAGGGGAGGGAGAGGAGAAGAACGCAUGGCGGUGUAUUGUGAAAGCUAUCCCUAUGAGGGAAUCAAUCGGGAAAACGACAUAAUGGGAGAUACUUAGAUAUGGAAGGAUAAACGUCGCUUUAAGGGAAAGGAAUACUUCUUUGUACGCCAGCACUAAUAUAAACUCUUCUCUAUUAAUCGUUCA